CGAGUGAGUUUGAUUUUGACUUGUUUCGAAAUUUCUUUUAGACGUUUGGAGAAGAAUUGGACUUUUCUGCUUGUUUGGUUGCGGGGAAUACUCUGCUAUCUAGUUGCGAUUCAGCCAUGGCGAUGAAUCACAAGCUCGCAAUGCACUUUGCUGCCAGGGAUGCAGAGGCUCUGGAGAGGGCGCAGCGAAGACAGGAGAGCCCUCUGACUGCUGCCACUUCCAAGUUUUCUGUUGACUUCGGUGACGCCAAGCAAGACAUUUUGUCGAAGCUCAACAACGCGAGCAGCGUGUCGGAGGCCAACGCGACCGAGUACUUUGACCAGCUGCUGCGACUGUGCCAGGAGCUGCAGAAGCUCGUCUCAUCAGCCGCUGGCUACCUGUCCAAGUUUGACUUGCGACAAGCACAGAAGGAUGUCAGUGACAUCCAAGCGGAAGUGCACGCGCUGCAGGGACAGAUCAUACCGCGCAAGCGCUUUGCCUUCAAAUCGCGCACCCGCCAACAGGCGUCCACCAGCGUGGACUCCGUGUCGCAGACUGGCUCUGUCGGCAGCGGCUCAACGACCCUCGAGUCCAUCGAUGGCACAGAUCUUCGCCAUCAGCCAGUCGCUGAGGGAGGCUCCUCAAAUGUUGACCUGACGGGCGGUGCCAAUUUCCAGGAUGUCACCUGCGGUCGCUCUGACCUGACAAACGAAGCUGUACUACUGGAGCAUGAUGAGGUUGUGCAGCAGGACGUGAUGUUGGCUCGGCUCAAGCGUUGCUGUGUGCGUAUUCACGGCGCGCCCUCCACACUACGACUGGUUGAUCUGCAAAACUGCACGAUUCUGUGUGGUCCAGUAGCUACCUCAGUAUUUCUGGAGAAGUGUGAAAACUGCUCACUUGUAUUCGCAUGUCAGCAGAUGAGGAUGCACGAGUCUACGUCGUGUGAUGUCUACCUGCACGUCACGAGCCGUGCCAUCAUCGAGGACUGCAGUGCCAUCCGGGUAGCGCCGUACAACUACCUGUACGAGCAGCUUUCCGAUCACUUCGAGCUGUCUGGCUUGAACCGCCAGUGCAACAACUGGCAGUCGGUGGACGACUUCAAGUGGCUGAGCAGCACGACGCCCUCGCCGAACUGGAGCGUUCUGCCGGAGAGCAAGCGCAGCAUCAGCUGGCGUACACCGCCGGCCGACCGCUCACCCUCCAAGCAGUGAAGCACACUACUAUCGGCCGCCACCGCUGCUGCAUCUUGUCAACCCACAAUUUGUUUUGCAAUACUGUUGCCUGGAGUGUGUGGCCAGGGCUUGGGCUAUAGCGCUAGAGCCUUUCAGAUUAUCCCCAUUUUUUAUCAGACAGGGUUUCUUAGAACACAGUUGAGCCGUCACAGGAGAAAAGUUGCCCGUUUGCAAGCUGAUUUUGCAGAUCGAAUCCCCCCCCCCCCCCCACACACACACACACACCUUCGACACUGCCACUGUGGCACACACUAAAUAGCUAGCUGGUAUUGUGAACAGCGGGGACGUCUCUCAACGACGCUGGCAACUCCUCUUGAUGGCGCUGCAUAGUUGACGUGAACUUCCUCGAAAGAAUGCAGAAGUUAAACUUAUUUCUCCAAUCUCCCGACAGCUAGCUAAAUAGCUACCUUAUUACCUUCUUAUAUUUUUAUGAGCGGUCAAAAGUUCCCGUAUUUCUUUUCCGACGCCGUAUUGCAAGCGGACCUGUUCGAGCCGGCAACUUGAAAUCCUACUUCAAAAAUAAGUAUAUGAGUAGACUUUUCGGUGGAGAAACUUGGUCAAUUGGAAGCUGUGCUAGCCUGCUUGGACCAUGCAUUGUCCUGCUGCAUUCCAUGCCUUGUGCCCAUGAUAAUCUGAAAGGCUCUAGCGCUAUAGCCCAAACCCUGGCCACACACUCCAGGCAACAGUGUUGCAAAAAAAAUUCUCUCAUUCUCUCAACUGCGCUGGCAACUCCUCUUGAUGGCGCUGCAUAGUUGACGUGAACUUCCUCGAAAGAAUGUCAAAAGUUCCCGUAUUUCUUUUCCGAUACCAUAUUGCAAGCGGACCUGUUCGAGCCGGCAACUUGAAAUCCUACUUCAAAAAUAAGUAUAUGAGUAAACUUUUCGGUGGAGAAACUUGGUCAAUUGGAAGCUGUGCUAGCCUGCUUGGACCAUGCAUUGUGCUGCUGUAUUCCAUGCCUUGUGCCCAUAUAUUUCGCUGCAUUCUUCUCCUGGGCUGGGCCCCUAUUCUUUUGUGGUGCUUCUGCAAGAGCGUUGCUUGAUUGAUCUCGCCUAUAUCUGACCGCUGGGAGAAAGUCCUCACUGGUACGCCCGUUCUGCUGUUUGCGGCUUAUCCCUUCUGUGUUGUUUUUUAUCUGCUUGACAUUCUCCUGCUUGUUCCAGCUCAUCAUCCGCUGGUGAAGUAGCAGUGCAUGUACAUCAUGGGAUAGUAUUUAUGAUUUUUGAAGUUUUUUCAA
This is a messenger RNA of Sycon ciliatum, 2445 nucleotides long. RefSeq names its product tubulin-specific chaperone C-like. The coding region runs from base 117 to 1190 and encodes 357 amino acids. Gene Ontology annotation, cellular component: cytoplasm. The transcript has 8 exons. Gene Ontology annotation, molecular function: tubulin binding. Gene Ontology annotation, biological process: post-chaperonin tubulin folding pathway; tubulin complex assembly. Lineage: Eukaryota; Metazoa; Porifera; Calcarea; Leucosolenida; Sycettidae. The record is from RefSeq and is a predicted model, not a curated record.